ACUUGAAGCCUCUUUCUCUGAGUUAAUAAACAUUUUUUGGUUGCCAUAUUUUUGUCAAAAUUCUCUGUUGCUGCACCGAUCAGCAAUGUGCCUGCGCUGUCCCGCCUAUUUGUGGAGUCUCGUGACGAUCCAGCAGCCACUGGCACGAUCACCAACGGCAAGCCAAAGCCUUCGCUGCUAUGGCAAGGAUGGUGGCGGCAGCUGUGGCUGUGGAUGCCGCGAUGAUGGCGGCAACUGCAACUGCGGUGUCGAGUGUCCAUGCCAGGAGCUUGGUCGUCUUGGCCCCAGUCCCCGAAAUAAGCGCGAUUUGCCAAUGGGCUGUACGCCGCAAGUAUUACUAACAAAGGCAUUCACACUGCCCGCCUAUAUGCCAGCGUCGCUGUUCAGGAUAGUGGCAGAGGACGAGCUACCGGGUCCCAGGACCUGCAGCAAUCAGGAGUACUUCAGCUAUCAUCGCUACUCGUACUACGACUUAAAAACAGUCGUCGGAAUGCUGAAACGGAAGGCAAGCACAGAUUGCAAAUAAGCCCGAGCUGCUGCCUUCCCCCCCAUCAACCCCGCUCCAGCUACAGCUCCAGUUCCACUUCCAGUUCCGAUGCUGGCGCAUUAUGACACUAAUCGUAUUAGUGGGGGGUGGUCGGUCGUUGGUUAGAGACGUAAAGGGCCAUGUAGGUCCUUGUUUUUGGAAUUGCAGAGGCAAACUAACGACCAGCAGCCCCCAAAUGCCAUUUCCGCACAAUGUGCUCUGCACACUUUGGGACCGACAUUCAAUGCUGGGCCUGGGCCCCUUGUUUCCGGCUUACGUGAGACAUUCUUCGUACAGGUGACAUAAUGAUCCGGACUCGCAAUCGGCCAUCGCUUCGCAGUUGUAAUUAGAGGGAAGCGAGGAGCAGCGGCUGAACCUCAUGGAUGCGAGCGAUGUGCUGUUGCCUCGUUCCGGUGGCAACUUGGUAAUUUAGCAAAUCGGUUUAGCAAGUCAUCGGGAAAACGCGUGGGCAACAGCAACAACAGCAGCAGCAGCAGCAGCAGCAACAGCAGGAACAACGUUCCUUGACAACCUGCCUUAUUAAAUUUACUGACGGCAUUAGCCUCUUACUCU
Molecule: messenger RNA, 1099 nt
Organism: Drosophila obscura
Lineage: Eukaryota; Metazoa; Arthropoda; Insecta; Diptera; Drosophilidae
Exons: 1
Coding region: 86-526 (146 amino acids)
Cellular component (GO): mitochondrion
Source: RefSeq, a predicted model, not a curated record